GAAAGGGAAGGCGGCGAGGCGAGAGAGAGCCCAGGCGCGCGAUGGCGGAGGUCGCUGCUGUUGGCGCCGCUGGCGCGUCUCCGUCCUCCCCGUCGGAAGAAGACUCGGUGCCGCUGGUGGCGCUCAACUACUCGGUGCGCCGCCGCCUGGGGCUCUUCCUCAACCCGCGCGCCCCGGUGGCCUCCGACUGGACGGCGCUGGCCGAGGAGCUGGGCUACGACUACCUAGAGAUCAAGCACUUCGAAAGCAAGGCCGACCCCACCGAGAGCCUCUUGGCCGACUGGCAGAAGCGCUGCCCCGGCGGCGCCACCGUGGGCCGCCUCCUGGGGCUGCUGCGCCUCCUCGGCCGCCGAGACGUCCUAGCUGACCUGGGGACCAGCAUCGGUGAGCAAACAGGGCCCGGGGACGCCCCUGAUUAUCGCCCUCCCCCCGUCCCGUCGAUGCCCCCUCUGCCCCAGUCCAAGGGGGGAGACACCUCUCUCUCCCCGCGCCCUGUUUUACGCACGGCCUCUCCAGAAUAAGCGCCCUGUUUUACGCACGGCCUCUCCUUUCUGUUGCGCCCCAAUACCCAGUUCCCAACAGAGGAGGCUUUGCGCCCAUCCUCGGAGCCGCCGGGGCGUCGCCGGUUGGAUUUCUGCCUGUAAGGGAGCAGUUUCCCGGAGAGAGAGAGGAAAUGGCCACUGAUAUUCUUCCUCCCUCUUCCUAACGUCUUGGUUUUGUUUCCUUCUUGACGCUUCCUCGUUGUUUAGCACUCCUGUUUGAAGCUGUUUUGGUUCCGGGUGUGUUACUGCAAUGCUGUUGCUUUUGUUUGUUUGCUUUAACUUAAAAACAUUUCAUAGGAUCAUAGAAUUAUAAGGUUGGAAGGGGCACCCGGGGUCAUCUAGUCCAACCCACUGCAGUUCAGGAAUCCCAACUAUUGACAGAUGGCCAUCGAGCCUCUGCUUCUAAAUCUCCAUUAAAGGAGAGUCCACUCCCAAACAGCUCUUACUGGAGGACCUUUCAGUGGGUGUUUGAGCUCUCUGCUCUUAGCAUCAGAAAGUUCCUUGUGAUGUUUAGCCAGAAUCUCUUUUCUUGUACAGUGGCACCUCGGGUUACAGACGCUUCAGGUUACAGACUCCGUUAACCCAGAAAUAGUACCUCGGUUUAAGAACUUUGCUUCAGGAUGAGAACAGAAAUUGCGGUGCUGCGGCAGCGGGAGGCCCCAUUAGCUAAAGUGGUACCUCAGGUUAAGAACGGACCUCCGGAACGAAUUAAGUUCUUAACCUGAGGUACCACUGUAACUUGAAUCCAUUGGUUCCAGCCCUACCAGAAGAAAACACACUUGCUUCAUCAAGAGAAAACAAGUCUUUCUUUCUUUCUUUCUUUCUUUCUUUCUUUCUUUCGCUGAAGAGUUUUUAGGGAGCUGUACAGCUGAAGGGUCCCUGCUCCUGCCAACCUCUCAGUUCGAAAGCACGUCAAAGUGCAAGUAGAUAAAUAGGUACCACUCUGGCGGGAAGGUAAAUGGCGUUUCUGUGCGCUGCUCUGGUUUCGCCAGAAGCGACUUAGUCAUGCUGGCCACAUGACCCAGAAAAACUGUCUGCGAACAAACGCCGGCUCCCUCGGCCAGUGAAGCUAGAUGAGCGUCGCAACCCCAGAGUCGUUCGCGACUGGACUUAACAGUCAGGGGUCCCUUUACCUUUUUACAGGUGCAUUCCUGAGUGCCUCUACCUGGCUCUGGCUUGUCCAUCCUUACAAAAAACACAACAGCAGCACCAAGGAAUGAGAGCCCAAACUAGCGACUGAUAUUUGAAGCAGCAACAAAAUCUAAAGCUUGGCGUCAUUUUGUGUUUUGUUUGCUGCAUUUAUAUCCUGCCUUUUUCUCUCAGGGACCUCAAGCUGGCAUAUAUGAUUCUGCCCCUUCUGGGCUCUGCCCCUCCUCUUUCAGUCCCAGCAACAACCCUGUGGGGUAGGUUAGGCUGAAAGACGACUGUGACUGGCCCAAGGUCACCCAGCGAACUACAUUCCUGGGUGGGAAUUUGAACCCGGGUCUCCAGGGUCCUAAGCCGGCACUCUAACCACUGCACCACACUGCCUCUCUUGCAUGGCUGUAGGUUGUGCUUGCUCCUGCAAUCCUCAGUCUGCAUUUUUAGAUGCUGUUGCCCUGUUUCCCACAGGGUAGAUUUGAUUUAAAAUGAAUCGAUUUAAAUCACUAUUCAGUAAGACUUGAUUUAAAUCAUUUUUUUAACAGAAAGACUCAUUCUUGUUGGUAUAAUCUUAAUAUUUACAACCAAAUGAAGGUUUCAUUUUUGGAAUAUUAAAUUUUCAGAGUAGUUUUUACAAAUAAUUAUGAAAUUAUUGUGAGGUUUAAUAAGUUAACUGUUUAUAUUUGGACAACUUUUCCGGUGUACUUUAUUGGAAGGAGAAAAAUAAUUUUUAUUUUUUAAACAAUUUAUUUAACUAAGACAAUAACAUAGCAUAUGUAUCCAUGUUUGUUAACUGAUGUGGUUAAACAGUUAAAAAAAAACAACAACUUAGACUGAGUUUUAGCACACAUGAAAAACUUAAAACAAAUCCUUAUUUCCUAAUGAAUAGUCUUUGGACUAUAAUGUAACUUCAAUAGAAAGACUUUUUCCUCCAAAAGCAUUUUAUUUUAAAAAUCCAAUUUAAAAUUUAAAAAAUCUGAUUUAAAUAAAAAAAAUAUUAUUAUUAUUUUUAAAAAAAUCAUUGAUUUUUAUCCAUCCUGGUUUCCCAUCAGCCCCAACCAGCAUGGCCAAUGCUCAGGGAUAGUGGAAGAUGCAGUUCAAGAAUACCUGGGGAGCCCAGGCUCCUUAUCCUUGCCCCAGAGUGUUCCCCAGUGCCUAACAAAUCCAAACCCCUCUGUCUGUCCCCAGUGGCAGCCUAGUGUUUGCUACAAGAAAGUUCCCAACCAGAGCAGGUGGAGAUCUGCACCCUCUCCAUUUCUGUCCCCCAAGAUCUUGCAAAUCUGAGAUAUACUGCCCCAGGACAUGGAGGCUCCACUUUCAUGCAAUACUCACCUGACCUCUGCAUGCUAGUUGCAUGAGAUUGAGCUGAUUCUCUUUUUUUAAAUAAUUUUUAUUCAUUUUAAGACAUAUUAAUUGUCAUACAUACCACAAAAUUGUAUACAAUCUUAUACAAUUUUUUGGACUUCCAUCAGCACCUCUGAUGACCCCCCAUUUUUAUGAUUUCUUCUGCAUUUCUUAAAUUCAUAUUGCCUUUAAUUAUCUUAACUAGCACCGUCCUUUUCAUCCAAUUAUGCAAUAAUUCAAAUUAUUCACCUCACAAAACUUCCUGCAAACCUACAAAUGUAAUCUGAUCAUCACAAUUACUUUUCAGAUAGUCCGUAAAUUUACGCCAAUCUUCUGUGAAUCUCUGGUCCCGCUGGUUUUCUUCCCAUUAGUACAGUGGUGCCCCGCAAGACGAAUGCCUCGCAAGACGGAAAAACCGCUAGACGAAAGGGUUUUCCGUUUUGAAGUUGCUUCGCAGGACGAAUUCCCCUAUGGGCUUGCUUCGCAAGACGAAAAUACCUUGCGACUCCUGAGAUUUAUUUAACGAUUUAACCCCACUUUAUCUAAUCUGCUAAGGCUUUAAUAGCCUUUAAUAGCCUUUUAGCAGCUAAUCCCCUAAGCCUUUAAGCCUUUAAAAGCCGCUAAACAGCUGAUAGCGCUAAUAGCGCUAAUCCGUCAAUGGGCUUGCUUCGCAAGACGAAAAAACCGCUAGACGAAGACUCUUGCGGAACGGAUUAAUUUCGUCUUGCGAGGCACCACUGUAUAUCUAAUUCUGCAUAGUCCAUCAAUUUCAUCCUCCAAUCUUCUUUCGUCGGUAAUUCUUCUUGCUUCCAUUUUUGUGCCAGUAAUAUUCUUGCUGCCAUCGUUGCGUAUAAAAACAGCUUACAAUCAUUUCUAUUUAUAUCAUCCCCUACAAUGCCCAAUAAAAAAGCUUCUGGUGUUUUAAUAAAUGUAUAUUUCAACAUUUUUUUCAUCUCAUUGUAUAUAAUUUCCCAGAAGUUUUUCACCUUUUUACAUUCCCACCACAUAUGGUUAAAUGUUCCUUCUUUUUCUUUACAUUUCAAGCAUUUAUUGUUUACCUUAUACAUUUUUGCCAAUUUAACGGGUGUAGAGAUUGAGCGGAUUCAGGGUCAGUUUGGGCUUGUGAGUCCCCAUCAUUGGCUUUAGGGUAUUGGCCCAGGAAGAGAGAUUUAACCUCCUCCUGCUCCCUCUAGCCCAUGUUUCCUGUGUUUGUGGUUUAGCACUGAGCAGAGGAGGCUGUCGUGCGGACGGGCCCCGAACCGCAAACGAAGCAUACCCAGAAACAGGCCUUAUUAUUAUUAUUUUUGUUCUGUGACUCUUUGCAGAAGAAGAUUGCAAGAAGUACCUGCGGAGGAAACAGCAGGAGGAGGCGGAGAGGCCCCUUCAGGUCCCGGCAGUGGACAGCAGUAUCGCACGGUCAUCUGAACUGCAGGGCAUCACUACGCGAGAUGACCCCCUUGGUAAAAGAAAUGAAAAAAACCAUAAGAUUAUUUGAUUCGGAAAAGAUGGUCUGGGUGAGAGCGAACAGUGUUUAUGCAGACACUGAAAGGAAGAGGAAAUGAGAUGUGCUGGUCCCGGGGGGAGGUUAUCGUGGGGCGAGGUCCAGGACCUGAGUCAAGGGGCGGCAGACAGUCCUCCACGGGCGAAGCGGGGUCCGAAGCGAGGAGCCGGGCAAGGACAGGAACUCUGGAGGAACAGGACUGGGUGCUGGCCGAAACAGCUCUUCAACGACGUUGCUUCCGCAACCUGGGACCGGGCUGACUGGCCUUUAUCUUCUCUGAGGCCAGGGGCGGUCCCGGCCCCCAGGAGACCCGCCUCUCCUGGCCUUAAGGCGAGCACUCCUCCUGGGAGAAACCAGUUCCCUCCGCCUCUCUGCCCUGAGCCUCUGCAGUUCAGGAGAGGCUGAAAGGUUACUGGACCCAGGGGGAGACUCACCUUCCUCUGACAGGGCUGGGAGAGGCGCACCUGUAGGCAAUGGGUCCUCAACCCCCUCAGGAGCCAGAGUGGAUUCACCUGGUGUCUGCUCCUGAGGAUCCGGCACAGGUGCAGGCGCUUCAGAAUCAAGGCCCUGCCCCAGUUCAGCCGGCCCUGGAGGCGGGGACUCCUGUGCAGGCUGGGAUUCCUCCAGUUCAGCCUCUGAAUCGGAUUCCCAGGCCAUCACAUGAGAUAACUUUCCCACCUUUUGUGGCUAGGGUUGAUGGGCGCCUAAUUUUCUGGCAGGGCUCCUGAACCUUCAACGGUUUUGCAGCACAGGCAGAAAUUCAACAGAUAAAGCUCCCGGCAUUGCACCUCUUUGAAGCGCACCUGUUGAAUUUGCUUGCUAUGCAGCUGUUCAAAAGCACCAGGUAAAACGCCGUAUACAACGCUAACGUCUCGUAUUAAACGUAACUGACCUGCAGAAAAGACUUUAUAACCUGAAAAAAAGAGACGGAUGUGCAUACUUUUGCAAACAGAGAAAAUCUUUAAUAAAAAUUAUUUUAAAAAGAAACAAAGAGAAAAGCACCAGGUAAAAUGAGCACAAUCUAUCACACUCUUUUUAAAAAUAUAUAUAUAUCAUGGUAGCUAAUGAUUAUUAUUGGGAAAUUAAUAACACUCUUGAAAAAAGAAAGAAUUAAAAUGCUGGGUUUUGGGAAACCAGUGUAACCCUUGAGCACAGCGACAUGAUGAUAAACGUGCAGCUAAACUAAGAGGGAAGACAUGUGCAAGCAAGUUUUUCUUUGACCUCAGUGUUACCGCCCAUGGAGGCGCCUGCAUAGCUCAUCGGCCUGUCUAGAAUUCUUCCUGGAGGAGGGUGCUCUGUAGAGCAAUGUGUUAAAUGGAUUUCGAGCUACGGGUACCGUAUUUUUCGCUCUAUAGGAUGCACCAGACGAUAAGAUGCACCUAGUUUUGGGGGGGGGGGAAACAAGAAAAAAAAUAUUCUGAAUCUCAGCAGCCAGAACAGCAAGAGGGAUCUGGCUUCUGGGAUAGCCUCUUGCUGUUCUGGCUUCUGGGAUAGCCACUGAAGUGUCUCCUGGGCAGUGGGAUGAAGGCUCCCCCUGCCAGGAAGAGGCUGCGCGCGGGUAAGCUGCCCUCUGUACCUUCCCCCAUCUCCCGCAAGAACUGCGUGCUCUUUAAAGGGAGCGCGGUACUUGGGGGCUUUUCUGGGAAGUGGGGGAAGGGACAGAGUUGCGCGCUCUGUCCCAUCCCCCAAGAGCCACGCAAAGCCUCCACAGGACAGCGGGGAGCCUUCGUCCCGCUGCCCUACGGAGGCUUCGCGGGGGCUAUCCAAAAGCCAGAAUAGCUAGAGGGAGCACUGCGCAGUGCUCCCUCUAGCUGUUCUAGCUUCGUGCGAAGCCUCCGCCGGGCACGGGGAGCCUUCAUCCCUGUGUCCUGCGGAGGCUUCUGGGACAGCCCGCGUAGCCUCCGCAGGGCAGCGGGGUGCCUUCAUCCCGCUGCCCUGCGGAGGCUUUGCGCAGCUAAGCCCGAAGCUAGAACAGCGAGAUGGAGCGCUGCACAGCACUCCCUCUCCCUGUUCUGGCUUAGCCGCGCAGCCUGCAUUCGCUCCAUAAGAUGCACACACAUUUCCCCUUACUUUUUAGGAGGAAAAAAGUGUGUCUUAUAGAGCGAAAAAUACGGUAAUUGCCAAGCAUCUGUUACAACCGGGAUAGUUUACAUCCGGUUUGCAAGCAGCUAGUUUCCUGCUCUCCUGCGGCGAGUGGUUACAUCCUCCAGGUGAAUAGCAGGGAAGGUUUACAGCAAUUUUCUUUUAGGUCUGAGGACGUUUCACAGCUCUAUGUGAGCCGGGGGACGGUAUUUUUUGAGAACUUGUGUGCAAGGCUGGCUCAGACGGGUAACACUUCCCCGCUCCCUCCAUUCGCGCCAGUGUGGUGUAGUGGUUAGUGCAUUGGUCUAGGACCCGAGAGACCAGGGUUCGAAUCCCCACUCUGUCAUGAAGUUCACUGGGUGGCCUUGGGCCAGUCUCUGCUUCUAAGCCUCACCUACCUCACAGGGUUGUUGUGGGGUUUAAAGGAGGAGGGGGGUAGUCCAUGUUUGCCACCUUGAGAAAAAGGGAGCAUAUUAAUACAAUGAAGGCCUAAAUCAGGGAUGUCCAGCUGGUCAGUCGUGAUCUACUGGUAGUUCCCCACAAGGUUUUGGUAGAUCACGGUCGAUCUCUGGCUCCCUUUCCUCCUGCCCCACCCCUUCGCCCCGCCCAUUAACCCCUCCCAAAAGGAACUCCCCCCAAAAUGGGGCUUUCCUCCUCCCUAAAAAAAGCUGCCAGUUUUUAAUUCUGAAAGUACCGUAUUUUUUGCUCUAUAAGACUCACUUUUUCCCUCCUAAAAAGUAAGGGGAAAUGUGUGUGCGUCUUAUGGAGCGAAUGCAGGCUGCGCAGCUAUCCCAGAAGCCAGAACAGCAAGAGGGAUUGCUGCUUUCACUGCGCAGUGAUCCCUCUUGCUGUUCUGGCUUCUGAGAUUCAGAAUAUUUUUUUUCUUGUUUUCCUCCUCCAAAAACUAGGUGUGUCUUAUAGAGUGAAAAAUACGGUAGAUAGCAGUCUCUUGAGAGUUGGCAUAAAUGAAUGCAUAAUAUCAUCUAGUGUUGUUUUUAUUGUUGUUUUAAUUCAGGACAAACGGUAGAGAUGUUUGAUGCCUUCAUCUGUUACUGCCCGAACGACCUUCACUUUGUGCAAGAGAUGAUCCAAGAGCUGGAACAGACAGAGCACAAGCUGAAGCUCUGUGUGUUCGACCGGGAUGUCCUCCCCGGAACGUGCGUCUGGUCCAUCACCAGCGAGCUUAUAGAGACGCGGUGAGUUGAGGAAUAUAUACCCAGGUGGGCAGCAAUGGAAAUAUCCAUUGUGCCUCCCGCAGCUCUCUGGGUUUGUUCCCAGCUAAGUUCUACUCAGGAGUAGACUCUUGAUUUAUAACGAGCUUAAGAAAAUGUUCAAAUGCUCUUUCUCUAAAAAAACCCUGAAGCCUUCCUGCUAGGAAUUAUAGGUCACGACAUCCCAAAAAAGUUCAGGAGAGUCUUUAUCUAUGUGUAUAGUUGCUGCCAGGAUUCUAAUCGCAAAAGGCUGGAAGGGAGAAGAUAUCCCAUCCAAAUCAGACUGACAAAAUAAAAUAAGAGAGUACGUCGAACUGGCGAGACUAUCAGCAAGGUUACUAGACGUCACUGACGAAAAAUUUAUCAGAGUGGGACAUACGUAAAAGAACAUUGUCAAAAAUACUAAUCUGUUGGCAGGUUUUGAUUGAAUUUCUGUGUGCAAAUAGGAUAAUUUUAUAAAACAAAAUUUAUAGUAAGUUAAAUAACAUGGAGGAAACAAAGUUAGAGUGCGUAUUUAAGGAAUUUAAUCCAGGAACACAAUGGGAAGAUCGGAGGUCAUGUUAAAUUUACAGUGGUGCCCCGCAAGACGAACGCCUCGCAAGACGGAAAACCCGCUAGACGAAAGGGUUUUCCGUUUUGAGGCGCUUCACAAAGCAAUUUCCCUAUGGGCUUGCUUCGCAAGCCGAACGCCCAUAGGGAAAUCUCCAGGGACCUCUUUUAAAUGCUAGCGGUGGGGAGCAACGCCUUCCCCCCCCCUCCGGCCUUCAGACGAGGUCCAGGAAGGCUGGCGGGGGCCGAAAGGCUUUGCUCCCCACCGCCAGCAUUUUAAAAGCAGUCCGGGAUAGCAGGGAAGCGCUUCCCGCUAUCCCGGACGGCUUUUGAAGGCAGGAGAGGUCCGCGAAGCCUGGGCGCGCUGAUCUCAGCGCGCGCAGGCUUCGGCAUGCCGGCAACUCUCCGCAAGCAGCGGCAGCGCUGCCGCUGCUCGCGGAGAGGUCCGCGAAGCCUGGGCGCGCUGAUCUCAGCGUGCGCAGGCUUCGGCAUGCCGGCAACUCUCCGCAAGCAGCGGCAGCGCUGCCGCUGCUCGCGGAGAGGUCCGCGAAGCCUGGGCGCGCAGAUCUCAGCGCGCGCAGGCUUCGGCAUGCCGGCCACUCACCGCAAGCAGCGGCAGCGCUGCCGCUGCUCGCGGAGAGGUCCGCGAGCCUGGGCGCGCUGAUCUCAGCGCGCGCAGGCUCGGCAUGCCGUCAACUCUCCGCAAGCAGCGGCAGCGCUGCCGCUGCUCGCGGAGAGGUCCGCGAAGCCUGGGCGCGCGGGUCUCAGCGCGCGCAGGCUUCGGCAUGCCGGCAACACUCCGCAAGCAGCGGCAGCGCUGCCGCGGCUCGCGGUGAGGUCCGCGAAGCCUGGGCGCGCUGAUCUCAGCGCGCGCAGGCUUCGGCAUGCCGGCAACUCUCCGCAAGCAGCGGCAGUGCUGCCGCUGCUUGCGGAGAGGUCCGCGAAGCCUUGGCUGGACAGCUUUUGAAGGCAGGUGGGGGGACAAAGACUUCGCCCCCGCCAACCUUCAGAAGAGGUCCAGGACCUCUUCUGAAGGCUGGCGGGGGCAAAAGUCUUUGUCCCCCUGCCUGCCUUCCCAGGGGCUUUAAAUUGCCCCGGGACAGCGGAGGACUUCUCCGCUGUCCGGGGCAAUUUUAAAAUGCCGCCCGCCAGCAUUUUAAGAUCGCCCCGGACAGCGGAGAAGCCCUCCGCUGUCCCGGGGUUUUUUAAAAUGCUGGGGUGGGUGGGAAGAAAAGCCCUUGUCCCCCCCCCCAGCCUUCAGAAGAGGUCGGGGGACAGACUGUCCCCGGACCUGGUCUGAAGUCGGUUUCCCUAGGAACGCAUUAAUUGAUUUUCAAUGCAUUCCUAUGGGAAACCGUGCAUCGCAAGACGAAAAACUCGCAAGAAGAAAAAACUUGCGGAACGAAUUAAUUUCGUCUUGCGAGGCACCACUGUAAUUACAAAUGGAUGUACAAAGCGAAUAUCAGUUAAGGAAGGAAUUAUUGUUUAUUUUUGUUUUUCUAUUUUGUUUUCAACAUCUAUUGAACAUUUCUGUUAUAAAGUUUUUAACCAAUAAAGCAUAAAAAACCAAGAGUAGACAGUGAAAUCAGUAGAAGUCCACUGGAUUUCAGUGGAUCUGCUCUAACAGUGGGUUCAGCCUUCUGCCCCCAAACCCCCCCCCCAUUAAAUAAAAUGACUUAAAAGAAUGCAACUCCCAAUACAACUGCUUGUUCAAUUCAUUCUGAAACAACCUGUUGGAACAUUGAUCAACAAUCAGCUGGUAAAUACCUUUAUUCUAAGCAAUCUAGAAUAAUUAGGAACUAGUUAACAAGCCUAGUUUUUAAAAACGUAUUGCAUUCCUUUUGUAUUAUUUUAAGGCUGGGGGAAAGUGGCUGUAAUAUUUAUUUGCUUUAGGAACUUUUAUGCUGCCCAUCAACACUUACUUUUCAUUCAUUCAUUUAUAAUAGAAUUUAUAGCCCACCUUUUCCUCUAAGGAGCUCAAAGUAGCUUACAUGUUUCUCUCCCUCAGUUAAUCCCAACAAGUAGCAGGCAGAGAGAAUCUAUUGCUGUGAGUUAGGUUAGGCAGUGAGUAGCCCAAGGUUACCAAGUAUACUUCAUGACAGAGUGGGGAUUCGAACCCUGGUCUCCCAGGUCCUAGACUGACACUGUAACCACUACACCACACUGGCUGCCGAGGGCAUUUUCACAGUUUAUUUUUAUUAUACCUACUUGUUUCUAAAGUUUGAUUUUUUUUACUGAUGUUUUAAAUAUUUUGUGCUAUUUUAUGUGAAUCGCCUAGAGUUUUCAUUUCUUUUCAUUCAAGUGGUCUACGUUUUGUUGAAUAAAAAGAAAUAAAACACUACCAAGUAAAAAUAGCAGUGAUAAAAAAGGAAUUGGCAGCAUAGAACAGCCCAGAAAAAACUGAGAAUGAAAUCGGUGCUGAAAAGGUUGUAAUUGAAUGGAUUUUAUCAUUAUCUAAUUCAGUCCAGCAUCCUAUUCUCACAGCGGCCAACCGGAUGCCUGAUAAUUUAUUUAUUUUGUUUAUGAAUUGCUUCCAGUGAGGCAUCCCAAAGCAAUUUAGGAUAUAAAUUAAGUAAAACAGUUACAUUUUUUUUUUAAAAAAAACAACCCACCUGCAUGUGUCAUAUAUAAAAUAAAUUGUAAGGCUGUUGUCAUGCUGCAGUUCACAUGGCUGCCUGUUGGUGGCUGUAGCAACUCCAGCAUGACGACAGAACAGCAGGCAGGCAAGUCAGCCAACAGUGCGGGCGGAACAUAAAACCACUGAAAUCCAAUAGAAAUACCAAGUGGAAUGAAGAUCUCCAUUUAGAAGUCUUCCUAUGGCAAGCUCAGAAGCAGGACCUGAGCACAACAGCACUCCCACACACACACACCCCCUACAAUUUGCAGCAAUUGAUUCCUUACUGUAUGCCAUUCCCAGGCGCCACCUGGAUAUCGGGAGAUUGUGGUCCGUGCAUUUUUAAAUAAAUAAGUGGUCUUCAAAGCCCAGUGACGUUUAAGAUGGAGACAGCCAGAGGGAGCAGCUUUUCCUAAGACUGUAUAACAGUAAGCCGGAGAUUUGGGAUCCCUAUCUACCUCUGCAACUGGUCCCAUCACCUCCUGGCAAAUAGAAGGGGAAGAAAUGGAGGCAGUGAGAGAUUUUACUUUCUUGGGCUCCAUGAUCACUGCAGAUGGUGACAGCAGCCACGAAAUUAAAAGACACCUGCUUCUUGGGAGAAAAGCAAUGACAAACCUAGACAUCUUAAAAAGUAGAGACAUCACCUUGCCGACAAAGGUCCGUAUAGUAAAAGCUAUGGUUUUCCCAGUAGUGAUGUAUGAAAGUGAAAGCUGGACCAUAAAGAAGGCUGAUCGCCAAAGAAUUGAUGCUUUUGAAUUAUGGUCUGGAGGAGACUCUUGAGAGUCCCAUGGAGUGCAAGACGAUCAAACCGAUCCAUUCUUAAGGAAAUCAGCCCUGAGUGCUCACUGGAAGGACAGAUCCUGAAGCUGAGGCUCCAAUACUUUGGCCACCUCAUGAGAAGAGAAGACUCCCUGGAAAAGACCCUGAUGUUGGGAAAGAUGGAGGGCACAAGGAGAAGGGGAUGACAGAGGACGAGAUGGUGGGGCAGUGUUCUCAAAGCCACCAGCAUGAGUUUGACCAAACUGCGGGAGGCAGUGGAAGACAGGAGUUCCUGGCGUGCUCUGGUCCAGGGGGUCACAAAGAGUCGGACACGACUAAAUGACUAAACAACUAAACAACAACAACAUCUACCUUUGCAUAUGGUCACAGAGAAGAAGAGGAGGAGAGGCUGACAAAUACUUUACAGUCCGUAUUCGUAUAGUCAGGCUCUGCUUUGCAGUUUGGGUCGGAUGCAGUUUGGGGGCUAGAUUAAGAUGUUUCUUGUCACUUGAAAGUAUUGGGACUAGGCAGAUGCAGAAAGGGAAGGCAGAUGUGCGGAGACUAAAGAGAAGAUGUGCAUAUGUGGGGAGUGCCUUGUGGCCUAUGACCCACACAUCUUUCAGGCUCCCCGUUACCCACUAGGCCAGAAGUCCUUAAUCUUUUUUCUCUGGGCCACACUUUCAGAAUAAAAGUUUGCUGGCGCCGCACCAAAUAUUUUAUCAACAAGAAAUACAGUGGUACCUCAGGUUAAGAACUUAAUUCGUUCCGGAGGUCUGUUCUUAACCAGAAACUGUUCUUAACCUGAAGCACCACUUUAGAUAAUGGGGCCUCCUGCUGCCGCCGCGCCACCGGAGCACGAUUUCUGUUCUCAUCCUGAAGCAAAGUUCUUAACCUGAAGCACUAUUUCUGGGUUAGCGGAGUCUGUAACCUGAAGCGUAUGUAGCCUGAGGUACCACUGUACACUGGGAAACAAAAAGAAACAACUUGAUUUAAAACAUACAACACAACCGCUUUAUAAUGUGAUCACGGGACAUCCAGGAAGUAUAAAACAACACAGCUACAGAAGAACAGGAGUCAUUCUCAAAACAGAAUAUUGAUGGUCCUUGAAUCUUCCCGCCAUUCUUGCCAUUCUCUCCUUUGAGGACCACUGCACUAGGCCGUAUCUAGAGCUCCGAAAACGCCCCAUUCCCUGUUGGUCAGAACACUUCCAGUUGCCUAGGCUUCAUCCUCUCGGUUGUCCGCUCACUUUUCACAAACGUGUUUUCUCUGUUCUGUGUUUUUUAAAAAAAACUUCAGGUGCCGGAAAAUGGUGGUAGUGAUUUCGGAUGACUACCUUGAUAGCGAAGCCUGUGACUUCCAGACCAAGUUUGCCCUCAGCCUCUCCCCAGGUAAACACCUGCAUGGGCUACCUGAUCCAUAUUGUUGCUACUUAUUCGUUAAAUUUAUUAUCCGCUUUCUGUGAGGCACCCUGGAGCCUGUGUGUGUGUGUGUGUGUACGGAGGAUGGAGUAAAGGUAAAGGGACCCCUGACCAUUAGGUCCAGUCGUGACCGACUCUGGGGUUGCGACGCUCAUCUCGCUUUAUUUGCCGAGGGAGCUGGCGUACAGCUUCCGGGUCAUGUGGCCAGCAUGACUAAGCCGCUUCUGGUAAACCAGAGCAGCGCACGGAAACGCCAUUUACCUUCCCGCCAGAGCGGUACCUAUUUAUCUACUUGCACUUUGACGUGCUUUCGAACUGCUAAGUGGCAGGAGCUGGGACCGAGCAAUGGGAGCUCACCCCGUCGUGGGGAUUUGAACCGCCGACCUUCUGAUCAGCAAGUUCUAAGCUCUGUGGUUUAACCCACAGCGCCACCCGCGUCCCUUAUGGGGGGAUGGAGAGGAAGGGGUAAAAGGGAAAUUCUCAGAAAAAGGUUUUCUGAGAAAUUUUGACUCUGCUCUGACGCAGAGCCUCGUUGGAGCUCAGAAAGGAAAGUGGGGGCAGCUGUUUCCUGCCUCUCUGUGAAAGAGAGAGGAAGAAGGUCUCAGGCCAUCUCUUAUGUCACAUUCCCAUGUUGGCUUCCUCUUUCAGGAGCUCGCCUCAAGCGCCUCAUUCCAGUUAAGUGCAAAAGCAUGAAGAAGGAGUUCCCAAGUAUCCUCAGGUUCAUCACGGUUUGCGACUACACCAACCCCUGCACCAAGAAAUGGUUCUGGAUGCGGCUGGCCAAGUCCCUGUUGCUCCCAUGAUGCAAAGCCGUGAGGCUGAGUGUCUUGCGUCGUGACUUGAACUGCGUCUUGAGGAAGGGAAGUUUGGGGGGGGGGUGGGCCUAAGUCUUUCUUAGCCUUUGCCAUGAAACCAACUUGCGCUAAACCCUUGCCUCACGGAGUCUCCGAAACAACCCCGUUCCUCGGAAGCCAGUCCAUUUUAAAAAGGAGGGCUGGAAAGUACUGAGAACUGCAGCUGCUCUUGAGUUUUUGGGUCGACGUUUCCUGAUUUCAGCUGAUUUCCUCCUUGUGAAACAGGGGAAUUGAGACAGAAUGAACACGGACGGGAGAAAGCUUUCAACAGCUGCGGCUCGCAAAAUGGCGGUGAUCUUCUGCAAAGUGUUCAGCGGCCUCUCUUUCUGACAACUCAACAGCAACCUUUUUUUUUACUAGCACAAACCAACAAAUGGACUAACGCCCCCUUCCCCAGUAUCCUGUUUCUGACAAGCCUGAGUUCCUGGUGCCUUAAAAUAGAGAUGGAUCACUGGUCUCCCAAGAUCCACAACUUAAACCUGCUAUUGUACAGAAGGAUAACCAGAUUCCGCAACUCUCCCUGCCUGCCAUUUGCCAUGGGGUGGAUAAUUAUUUUAAGUGUAUGUGGGGGGCAUUCCUAAGGAGGGGUUUAAGUUUGAGGUGGGCAUUCCUGGAGGAUCUUAGGCAGCUGCCAAGGUGUGUUUGAUCCCGCCCUCACCCCAACUGCAUGCCUAGAAUUGGACCAACAGCCUGCCAAUCCAAUCCAUUCUCUCUUUAAUCAAAGCACUGCCUGAAUCUGCGUGCCACAGCACUUCUCAACAUUUUAUAACGGCCAGUGGGGGAAGUGGGUUGAAACUGUGGUCUCUGUUUUCUUUCAAGCUUUCUGCUUCCUAAACCUUGCCCUAGCACUUUUAAAAGCAUGUUGGGAUUUUCUGCUCUUUGGGUCCGUCGAGUUUCCCAAGAAUCUGCCUGCCUGCGAAGCUGUGGAUAGGAAGGAACCCCUACAAUUCAAACAAUAUGUUUGCACUGCAAUAUGUUUGCAAUGGUCAUUUGCAUUCUUUGCAUAGCAGGCCUUAAUUUGUGGAAUUGCUGUCUGAGGGUGCUAAUCAGCACAGGGGCGCUCCUCCUUUUAGAUAUCACACUUUGUUUUACAGAGUGUUUUGCAGUCCUCGUGGAAGGGCAGAAAGACUAGUGGUUAUCUGGCACAACCCAUUCUCCACGCUCACAAAUGCACUCAUCCUGUCUGGUGGCAGAAGAGAAUGUGGCUCAGGCCACGUUUUAAAGUGACCUGACCUAUGUGGACUGUAAUGCAGUUAUUAGUCAGAUUGCUCACUUAUCUGAACUUUGCAAUGUAGUUUCAGUUGUUUUUUUUAAAAAAAAAUGCAUUUUCAGACACAUUUAAAGGAGGUGGGGAGCUGCUUGGAAAAGUGUAACGUACAUAAUUUGGAGGGAAGCACAAAAUGUGUAUUUUGUGAGGAAUGCAUACAGCCAAAAUGCAAGCCCAUAGGACAGGCCAGAUGUAGGACGGUGCGUGUGAAAUUGGCACAGACCUAGAACUGGCUCAUCCAUCCAUAAUUUGUUCCUUCCGCCCCCAUCCAUGUUUGCAGUCUGGACCACUCUGUGCCACAGCUUAAGAAUUCCUUGCCAGAAUUCUGAAAAGUAAGUUGCAAUUGCUUCCAUUGUACACAUGGGGGUGUUGAGGCUUUCAGGAAGCAACCCCACCCCCGAGCCCACCAAAUGAGUCCAUGGCAGAAGUGAGACCUUUAGGUCUUCUCUAGAUCCAUUAAUCUACCAGCAGUGGUGAGGACCUUCUUCCCCAUAGGCCAAGUAGGGGGUGGGAUGAAUGCUACAUAUAUUGCAUACUCCUUAGUGCUUCAUUGGUAGAUGGUACAGUCAAUCUGCCCUGAGUGCUCACUGGAAGGACAGAUCCUGAAGCUGAGGCUCCAAUACUUUGGCUACCUCAUGAGAAGAGAAGACUCCCUGGAAAAGACCCUGAUGUUGGGAAAGAUGGAGGGCACAAAGAGAAGGGGACUACAGAGGAUGAGAUGGUUGGACGGUGUUCUCGAAGCUACCAGCAUGAGUUUGGCCAAGCUGCGGGAGGGUGGAGGACAGGGGUGCCUGGCUUGUUCUGGUCCAUGGGGUCACGAAGAGUCAGACAUUACAAAACAACAACAACAACAGUCAAUCAUGAUUAACGGCACACCAUGGUUUGGUGUUACAUGUUUGAGUCUUGGCUCUCGAGCUCUCCAUGCUCCUCCCACAUACUCUGCUUAAUUAGUUAAUUCCUGGUUUGCAACAAACCAUAAUUUGCCAUUGCAUCUGAACCAACAAACUAUGGCUUGUGCUUGUUCUGCAAAACUAGAGCUCAAGCAAUGGUUUGCAGGGGAAGCACAAGCCAUAGUUUAUGGAAUCAUAGAGUUGAAGGGAAGCAAGAGGGUCAUCUGGUCCAACCCCCUGCAAUGUAGGAAUCUCAACUGAAGCAUCCCUGACAGAUGGCCAUCCAGGUUAGCUGCAAGCCAGGAAGUAACUGACUAACUGGAUCUUGCGAGGGGAGGAAUGAGUGUACGAGCGCUGAGUUGAGGACCAGGGGUUAGCCAGUCUUCUACUAUUAUAAAAGCACAAAAAGAGAUCUCAUAGAUGUGUCCCAUGCUGUGCCAAACUUUUCCAUGAGUUCUAGCCCAGAUAGCAAUAUUGAGAAUAGCUCGAUAGGAAUAAGGGCAUUUUCAGAGAAGAUAAAUUGUGGAUAUUAUAAGGAAAACAAGUGGGUUGUACAAAAAAAAGGCACAUUCUGGAAUGCUGCUGUUCAGGAUUGCUCUGUUUCUUCUCCCUCUGUCUAACAACCAGCAUUUUGCUGUGAUGGAAUAUGCUUAGCCCCCAUCCGGCCUUUUGUUUUUAAGGGUAGUCCUCUCUUUGGUACUUCUGCAAACUUUGGGGUCCCCACAAGCCAGCCUUCCUUGUGUGCGCGAUGCCAUUUUGGCACACAUGCUUAGGCAGACACGGGCUGAACAUCACCAACAGAGGGAACGAUUCUCUCCAAAUAAUGUGGCAAGUCAAAAUAAAAGUGCCUUAGUUUCGUUGGGGUAAAUUGAGUUAGAGAACAGUUCUGCUGCAUUUCCUGGUAGACGUGUCUCAAGUUUGCAUCUGGGAGGCUGCCCUUGGGAGACAAUAGGAGAGCCAGUGUGGUGUAGUGGUUAAGAGCGGUAGACUCGUAAUCUGGGGAACCGGGUUCACUUCCCCGCUUCUCCACACGCAGCUGCUGGGUGACCUUGGGCCAGUCACACUUCUUUGAAGUCUCUCAGCCCCACUCACCUCACAGAGUGUUUGUUGUGGGAGAGGAAGGGAAAGGAGAUUGUUAGCGGCUUUGAGACUCCUUCGGGUAGUGAUAAAGCGGGAUAUCAAAUCCACUCUUCUCUUCAAUGAUCAGAGUUCAUUGAGGCUCUUUUUUAUUAAAAAAAAUCCUGAUUG
Molecule: messenger RNA, 17419 nt
Organism: Podarcis lilfordi (Lilford's wall lizard)
Lineage: Eukaryota; Metazoa; Chordata; Lepidosauria; Squamata; Lacertidae
Source: the annotation of a GenBank genome assembly